Molecule: messenger RNA, 3288 nt
Organism: Paramuricea clavata
Lineage: Eukaryota; Metazoa; Cnidaria; Anthozoa; Malacalcyonacea; Plexauridae
Source: the annotation of a GenBank genome assembly
CACACUUCCGCAUCCGUUGUUCAAGACGUUCGACUGCGUUGAAUUGCGUUCAUCAGACAUUUGUGUGUUCUGUGUUCAUCUGUGUAAAUAAAACCUGUAUAGAAAUUGUGUAAGAUGGCCACUGCUUCGCAAAUCACCGUGUCACCGGCUAUGCAAGUCGUCCGUGUCUUUUUGAUCAUUUUCACCAUCUUAUUCUGGGUAAGACAAUGCUCAUUUGUAUUAUUUGCGCUCUCGGUCGACGGAAUCACGUCCAUGUCGUCUGCAUUUUGUGAAUAAUUAUAACGAAUUUCUAUAAGCGGACAGACGGUAGUUCAUAACAAACCAAAUAAAUGAAAACUGGUAAUGAUCUAAUAGCAAAACAUAUACAAAUGAAGCGCAUAAAUUUUCACCACAUAAAUUGUUAACCAUCCGCCAUGGCCAUUACGUGUCAUUUUGAAUCUGGUUUACACUGCUCAAACAAAAAUGUAUUGUCUCAAGUUGUAUUUGAACUAGUACCUUCAUUACUGUAUUCCUUUCUAUACUUCAAAAUCCUGCCAGAACAACAUAUUGUUUUCUGUACUGUCAGAUUGAAGCCUUUAUAGUAAUUUUACUAGUCUGCAGACUGUCUAAAGCCAGAUAAUUUUUACAUUAUUAAAUUUACUGUAACUAGUAAUCCAUUAUUAUUAUUUAAUAUUAUUAAUACUGAUUUACAUUAUAAAUGAUUCCGUGAAUACAGUAGCCUGCGCGCAGACUAUAUAAUGACACAUAUAUAUGUCAUGACUAUGGUGUUAUCAAGCUUUGACUCAAAGCAUUCAUUUGGUGUAACCAUUGGCAGGCAGGGACUUAUCCAGAUGUUUGAAACAUAAAUAAACUGGUUAGUUAAUUAAACUGGUUUGGGUGUGCAGAAUGUCAUACAAUCAGUACAGAAAUUAAUGCAGAAUAUGAUAUAUUGUAGACACUAAAUAUUAAUAAUUUCUUGGGUGUGUUGUGUGCACUGAACCCCUAAAGGCCUGACUCCGCGGGCGCUUUUUCUCGGCGAAAUGCGAAUUAUUUCGCCUGUUUCUUUUGAAUUGCAACUACUCGAAUAAAUUAUUUCUACUUGAUUGCUCACAAUUCAAAAGAAACAGGCGAAAUAUUUCGCAUUUCGCCAAGAAAAAGCGCCCGUGGAAUCCGGCCUUAAGCCCUGAUUCCACGAGCGCUUUUUGUCAGUGAAAUGCGAAAUAUUUCGCCUGUUUCUUAGGAAUUGUGAGCAAUCAAGUAGAAAUAAUUUAUUCGAGUGGUCGCAAUUCAAAAGAAACAGGCGAAAUAUUUCGCUGACAAAAAGCACUCGUGGAAUCAGGCCUUUAAGGCAGACUAUUGAGUAUUGGCACUCACUGAAAGGUUCACUUGGGAGAAAAGUAUUUUACUGUCACAGGGGCGCCGGAAGCAACAUGGAGCGGCGGGGGCAGCCAUGUAAAAAGGGCACUUACUCUUGAGCCUUAAUUUUUGUGCGGGGGGGGGGGCAAUGCUCGUUAACAUUUUGCUGUAUAACAGAUACUUCAUUACUUGUACCUAAUACAGUUAGACAAAUUUCGGCAUAGAUUGGAAAAUUUUUAUUUGUUGCAUGACACUAAAGACUAAAAUGUAUUGUAAAGCAACAUGACAGUUAUCAGUUAUUUAGGAAGGUUUCCUUUUUUCCUUUUUUUCAUAUUAGGUGAUUCAAGUAUGAGCUAAAUUGUUUAAAAACAGUUUUCAAUUUCAAUUCAUGUGAAAAACGCAUGACGUUCGAAGUGCAGUUCUGGUAAAAAGGCAACCUGCUGCCCCCGUGCUGCCCCCGCACUGUUUAGGCAACGGGGGCAGCUGCCCCCGUGGCUCCGGCGCCCCUGUUUACUGAUUGUGAUUCCUGUAUAAAUAAAGCUUCUAUUCUUUUCUAUCAGACUGGCAAAUAAUCUCUAGAUAUGGCUCUGAUGGUAGGGCAUAAUUGGACCCAAAACCAGGGGUGUAGGAAGCGUCACAUGAAAAAGUUGGGGGGACACCGGUUUCGAGAGGCACUUUUGGAAUGAUAAGGGCAACUUAAAAACUUUUCCCGGAAAUGUUGGCAUAAACAUUCGUCUUGAACUGAAACUCCUGAGAUUAUAUAUAUUAUCCCACCAAAUACUAUUCCUGCCACGACGAACCCAAUGCCUUUCUAAGUUCUUAUGUUUACACUUUUUCUCAACUUGCCUGUUGGCUAUUCGCGUCGAAUGCAAUUUAAACAAUAGAUAAUUAAGCUUAAUGUCUAAUGAGGUUUAUCAUCUCAUUAUCUAUUGUCUUAAUUGCAUUCGACGCGACCAAAAUUCGACAUACAAAACAGCAGAAAAAAUAUGUAUUAUUUCUAUAACAAUAUGUAUUAUUUCUAUGACUAUGGUUCAAGUGCACCAAUACCAUUAGUAAAUUAGUUGUUUUCGUCUGUUAUAGCUGUAUUAUUCAAUCUACCCUGGACACUGUUUAAUUUCAUGUAACGUAAAUGCUAUAAAAGCUAUCCGGCGCAAUGAAAUAAAGAUCAUUGCAUUCAGAAAGGACUAACUUAGAUUUUGAUAGGUAUAACACUUGAAUUUACAUGCAAUAUUGAGCGAGAUACAACCAAAAUAAAAAUAUUUAUGGUUGUUUUAUGCUAAUUUCGGGCUUUUCCAAAAACAGUAGGUCAACAUUCAAACAUCAAUACUACAAUAGCGCAAUCAAUAUUGCAUGUAAAUUCAUAUAUCAAAAUCUGAGUUAGUCCUUUCUGAAUGCAAUGAUCUUUAUUUCAUUGCGAUAGCUUUUAUAGCUUUUACGUUACAUGAAAUCAAACAGUAUCCAUGCAUGCAGGGUUCUUUUUUUGGGACACCCGGCUACCUCCUCCGCAGGCGCUUAGGGAGCAUUUCGGGCAGGUCGCAAAUUUGCACCGCCCGGAAAAGGGCCUGCGGAGGAGGUAGGACACCCGGUAUAUAACAGUAUAAGUGGAAACUGGGCUUAAUAUCCCUGUUGGAAAUAAAUGAAAUUACAAUUUGUGUAGUUUUGAUUAUUUCUGCAGCUGGAUAGAAGCUAGUUUUAUAGAACAUUUAUUGAUUUUCUUAAUAUAGAUAACUGGCUUUUGUUUGUUUGUCAUUGGUAUAUGGGCAACCGCACAAAUGAAUAAAUACGAAGACUUACCUCGACCUAACAACUAUGAUGCUGUUUCUAUUGUUCUAAUUGUAAUUGGUCUUGUUAUUGCAUGUGUUGGCAUAUGUGGCUGUUGUGGAGCAUUGAGAAAGAGUGUCUUUCUGCUUAAGAUGGUAAAAAUAAUUUGUUCUGCCGAAUUUUAAACUUGGG